AGACCAUGGCUGCAACACUGCUUGGGGAGGAGCCCCGGCUGGGCAGCACCCCGCUGGCUAUGCUGGCCGCCACCUGCAGCAGAAUCGGUGAUCCCAUCCCCUCAUCUUCCCCCGCUAUCUCUGACGGAGCCCCGGGACUCGUCAAGGGCUUCCAUCCGUGGAAGAGAGCGGCGCCGGGCACCAGCAGCCUGGGCACAUGCCUCACCGCUCUCGGGGUUCCCUCAGGUGCCUCCAGGAGUGAAGGGACCGGACUGGCAGAGACCUCUAGCGCUUUCUCCCUUACCACCAGCAGCUCACCAUUUGGAAAUGAUUUUUCCGUGUACCAGACCACAGUGCCAUUAGACAACAGUGUUCCCGAGCACCCACACGGACAGCGGUCUAUGUUUCUGACCAAGUUGUCGGCAGUAGAUGGCAUAGCCGGGAUUUAUCCGAGGAUGCACGCGCACCCGUACGAGUCCUGGUUCAAACCCGUUGGAGAGGUCGGUAAUGUUCCCGGUGGGUCGCCUGCUUGGUGGGACAUGGGCACCAGCUGGGUGGACACACAGAGCCAGGCUGGCCUGCCCUCUCCUCUGGGCGGCUACAGCACCGACUACAGCUCGCUGACCCACAGCCACCCCGCUUUCAGCCCCGGGCCCUCUCAGCAACUCCUCCCCACCACACAGCACCUCCUAGACGGCUUCAGGCCACCUGCCCCGGCCUCCUACUCAGAGGCCAACUCCACCGGCGCGCCUGUCCUGACAGGAAACUCUGUCGUUUCUCUACCCGCUCCGUCCCGAUCCUCCUCCCGGCGCUACAUCGGCAGAGCCACGUGCGACUGUCCCAACUGCCAGGAGGCGGAGAGGCUGGGUCCGGGGGGCACGAGCCCACGGCGGAGGGGCUUGCACAGCUGCCACAUCCCGGGUUGUGGGAAAGUUUACGGAAAGACGUCUCAUCUGAAGGCCCACCUGCGGUGGCACACCGGGGAGAGACCGUUCGUCUGCAACUGGCUCUUCUGCGGGAAACGCUUCACGCGUUCCGACGAGCUCCAGCGGCACCUGCGCACGCACACCGGGGAGAAACGCUUCGAGUGCUCCGUUUGCCACAAGCGGUUCAUGCGCUCCGACCACCUCAGCAAGCACUUGAGGACGCACAGCGCGGAAGGAUCAGAGGACGGCGGGGAACCGGGGUUUGUUAAAGGGAGCAGCGACACGGACAACAGUGUCUCCGGUAGCCCAAGCCAGUCCCCCGGUCUGCUGCACGUGCGGGAGACGGUGCAAACCACGGACGGCCAGAAUGCAGUGGAAUAAUUCACGAGGUUCAGCACGCACUCUGUGCAACACCUGGGCAUCUGUUUACACUUUUCCUUGGACACUUGCUAAAUGAAAUGGCACUUUAUCAUGAACCAGCUGAGGAUGAACACUGUGUCCUUACCUCAUUUUCUUUCAUUUGGGAUACUUUAUUUUUUGUGUAUCAAACGGGCAUCAUUUGAAGACAUUUUAUGUAGC
Messenger RNA from Myripristis murdjan (pinecone soldierfish), 1484 nucleotides. RefSeq names its product sp8 transcription factor a (gene sp8a). The record is from RefSeq and is a predicted model, not a curated record. The transcript has 2 exons. NCBI's taxonomy places the organism in Eukaryota, Metazoa, Chordata, Actinopteri, Holocentriformes, Holocentridae. The coding region runs from base 6 to 1286 and encodes 426 amino acids. Gene Ontology annotation, molecular function: RNA polymerase II cis-regulatory region sequence-specific DNA binding; DNA-binding transcription factor activity, RNA polymerase II-specific. Gene Ontology annotation, biological process: regulation of transcription by RNA polymerase II.